Rhinolophus ferrumequinum (greater horseshoe bat) is the source of this 13683-nucleotide messenger RNA. RefSeq names its product mucin 5B, oligomeric mucus/gel-forming (gene MUC5B). The record is from RefSeq and is a predicted model, not a curated record. Bases 43 to 13200 code for a protein of 4385 amino acids. The transcript has 49 exons. Gene Ontology annotation, molecular function: zinc ion binding; protein binding. Gene Ontology annotation, cellular component: extracellular matrix. NCBI's taxonomy places the organism in Eukaryota, Metazoa, Chordata, Mammalia, Chiroptera, Rhinolophidae.
CUCUCCUUGCCUGCCACCCGCCUGCCCGUGCCAGUCCCCAGGAUGGGCGCCCUGAGUGGGUGCCGGGCACUGGCGUGGGCCCUCAUGGCCCUGGUCUUGCAGAAAGCAGAGACCCAGGGCAUAGCUGAGCUGAGCUGGCCGAGCGCAGAGGGUGUCAUGGAGAGCCAGAUGGUGGACACUGCCCAGCAGUUGACCUUCAUCCAACCCAUCGAGGUCUUCCCCACGAUGAGCACCCUGAACCCGGCACACAAUGGGCGGGUGUGCAGCACGUGGGGCGAUUUCCACUACAAGACCUUCGAUGGGGACGUCUUCCACUUCCCGGGACGCUGCAACUACGUCUUCUCUGCGCACUGUGGCACCACCUACGAGGACUUCAACAUCCAGCUCCGCCGUGGCCUGGCCGGCUCCAGGCCCACCAUCACCCACGUCAUUCUCAAGACCCAGGGGCUGGUGCUGGAGUUCUCCAACGGCUCUGUCCUCAUUGACGGGCGACGGGAGGAGCUGCCCUACAGCCGGGCCGGCCUCCUGGUGGAGCAGAGCAGCGACUACAUCCAGGUGAAUGUCCGGCUGGUGCUGACCUUCACGUGGAACGGAGAGGACAGCGCUCUGCUGGAGCUGGACCCCAAGUAUGCCAACCAGACGUGUGGCCUCUGUGGGGACUUCAAUGGGCUGCCAGCCGUCAACGAGUUCUAUGCCCACAACGCGAGGCUGACCCCUCUACAGUUCGGAAACCUGCAGAAGCUGGACGGGCCCACGGAGCAGUGCCAGGACCCCCCACCCUCUGAAGCCGACAACUGCACAGAUGGGGAGGGCAUCUGCCACCGCACACUGCUGGGCCCGGCCUUAACCCGGUGCAACUGGCUGGUGGACCCCGGCGUGUACGUGGCCGCCUGCGCCCAGGACCUGUGCCGCUGCCCCACCUGUCCUUGUGCCACCUUUGCCGAGUACUCCCGCCAGUGUGCCCAUGCAGGGGGCCAGCCGCAGAACUGGAGGGGCCCUGACCUCUGCCCUCGGACGUGCCCCUUCAACAUGCAGCACCAGGAGUGUGGCUCGCCCUGCGCCGACACCUGCUCCAACCCCGAGCGCUCCCAGUUCUGCGAGGACCAUUGCGUCGAUGGCUGCUUCUGUCCCCCAGGCACGGUGCUGGAUGACGUCACCAACACGGGCUGCCUGCCCCUGGAGCAGUGUCCCUGCACCCACGGCGGCCACACCUACGCCCCGGGGGCCUCCUUCACCACCAGCUGCCUCUCCUGCACCUGCUCAGGGGGGCUGUGGCAGUGCCAGGACCUCCCAUGCCCAGGCACCUGCUCCGUCCAGGGCGGGUCCCACAUCUCUACGUACGAUGAGAAACUCUACGACGUACACGGGGACUGCAGCUACGUCCUGUCCAAGAAAUGUGCAGACAGCGGCUUCACCGUGCUGGGCGAGCUGCGGAAAUGUGGCCUCACAGACAAUGAGAUCUGCCUCAAAGCCGUGACGCUGAGCGUGGCCAUGGACAUGACCAUCCAGAUCCAGGCCAGCGGUGGGGUGUUUGUGAACUCCAUCUACACCCAGCUGCCCGUGUCAGCAGGCAACGUCACCAUAUUCAGACCCUCGACCUUCUUCGUCCUGGUGCAGACGGGCCUGGGGCUGCAGCUGGAGGUGCAGCUGGUACCCACCAUGCAGGUGUUUCUCAGGCUGGACCCCGCCCACCGCGGCCAGAUGUGUGGUCUCUGCGGGAACUUCAACCGGAACCAGGCCGACGACUUCCGGACCCUCAGCGGCGUGGUGGAGGGCACGGCCGCAGCCUUCGCCAACACCUGGAAGACCCAGGCCACCUGCCCCAACGUCAAGAACAGCUUUGAGGACCCCUGCUCCCUCAGCGUGGAGAACGAGAACUACGCCCAGCACUGGUGCUCUCUGCUGACCAAGCCUGACGGCGCUUUCUCGCCUUGUCACUCUGUCGUCAGCCCAGCGUCUUUCCACUCGAACUGCCUGUUCGACACAUGCAACUGUGAGAAGAGCGAGGACUGUCUGUGUGCGGCGCUGUCCUCCUACGUGCGGGCCUGUGCGGCCAAGGGCGUGCUGCUCAGCGGCUGGAGGGACGGCGUCUGCACCAAGUACAUGAGCAGCUGCCCCAAGUCCCAGAAAUACGCCUACAUGGUGGAUGGCUGCCAGCCCACCUGCCGCGCCCUGAGCCAGGCAGACGUCACCUGCGGUGUCAGCUUCGUGCCCGUGGACGGCUGCACCUGUCCCCAUGGCACCUUCCUGGAUGACGCUGGCGCCUGCGUGUCUGCGGAGGCCUGUCCCUGCUACUUCCACGGCUCCAUGGUGGCGCCUGGGGAGGUGGUACACGACAAUGGCGUGAUGUGCUCCUGUGCGAGUGGGAAACUGAGCUGCCUGGGAGCAGUACAGACGAACACAGGCUGUGUAGCCCCCAUGGUGUACCUGGACUGCAGCAAUGCCUCCGCGGGCACGCCUGGGGCCGAGUGCCUCCGGAGUUGCCACACGCUGGACGUGGACUGUUUCAGCACUCAUUGCGUGUCUGGCUGUGUCUGCCCCCCGGGGCUCGUGUCGGAUGGCAGUGGGGGCUGCGUGGCCGAGGACGACUGCCCCUGCCAGCACAACGAGGUCACCUACAGGCCCGGGGACAUCAUCAGGGUCGACUGCAACACCUGCACGUGCAGGAACCGCAGGUGGGAGUGCAGCCACCGGCCCUGCCUGGGCACCUGUGUGGCCUACGGGGACGGCCACUUCAUCACGUUCGACGGCGAGCGGUACAGCUUCGACGGGAGCUGCCAGUACACGCUGGCCCAGGACCACUGUGGGGGCAACAGCACCACCAAUGGGACCUUCCGCAUUGUCACCGAGAAUGUCCCCUGUGGAACCACGGGGGUCACCUGCUCAAAGGCCAUCAAGAUCUUCCUGGAGAACUACGAGCUGAUCCUCCACAGUGGCACCCACAAGGUGGUGCAGAGGGGGCCUGGGGGAGACCUGCCCUACAGGAUCCGGUACAUGGGCACCCACCUGGCUGUCGAGACCCGCAGCGGCCUGCUCGUGUCCUGGGACCGGAAGACUAGCGUGUUCAUCCGGCUGCACCAGGAUUACAAGGGGAGGGUCUGCGGGCUGUGCGGGAACUUUGACGACAACGCCGUCAACGACUUCACCACACGGAGCCGGUCUGUGGUGGGUGACGUGCUGGAGUUUGGCAACAGCUGGAAGUUCUCCCCGUCCUGCCCGGACGCCCCGGCCCCCCGGGACCCCUGCACCGCCAACCCGUCCCGCAAGUCCUGGGCUCAGAAGCAGUGCAGCAUCAUCACCGGCGCCGCCUUCACCACCUGUCAUUCUCAGGUUGACUCCACCAAGUACUACGAGGCCUGCGUGAGCGACGCGUGUGCGUGUGACUCGGGGGGCGACUGCGAGUGUUUCUGCACCGCCGUGGCCGCCUACGCCCAGGCCUGCCGCGAUGUGGGCGUGUGCGUGUCCUGGCGCACCCCGGACGUCUGCCCCCUGUUCUGCGACUACUACAACCCCCACGGGGAGUGCGAGUGGCACUACCAGCCCUGCGGGGCCCCCUGUCUGAAAACCUGCCGGAACCCCAGUGGACAUUGCCUGAUGGACCUCCCAGGCCUGGAAGGCUGCUACCCAAAGUGUCCUCCCAGCAAGCCAUUCUUCAGCGAGGACCAAAUGAAGUGUGUGGCCCAGUGUGGCUGCUACGACCAGGAUGGGAACUACUACGAUGUGGGCACCAGUGUCCCCACAGCAGAGAACUGCCAAAGCUGUGACUGCACCCCCAGCGGCCUACAGUGCACACACAGCCUCGCAGCCUGCAAGUGCAGCUAUGAGGGCAGGACCUACGGCUAUGGGGACACCAUCUACAACACGACCGACGGGCUUGGCGCCUGCUUGAUUGCCAUUUGUGGAAACAAUGGAACUAUCACCCGAAGCACCACCGAAUGUCCCAGAACCUUGUCCACCACGCCCUUCACCUUCACCUCCACCACAGCCCUGCCCUCCACGACAGGCCCGGUCUCCACCCUCCCCACUGUGUGUGUGCACCAAUUCUGCCGCUGGUCUGCCUGGUAUGACAGUGACCAUCCAGAGCCCGGCAUGGGAAGUGGGGACUUUGAGACGUUUGUGAACCUGAGGCAGAGGGGUCACCAGGUCUGCCUGGCCCCGGCCAGUGUCGAGUGCCGGGCGCGGCAGCUGCCUGACACGCCCCUGGAGCAGCUGGGCCAGAAGGUGGAGUGCAGCCUGGAGCGGGGCCUCACGUGUCUCAACAGCGAGCAGAGCCCCCCAAUCUGCCACAACUACGAGCUGCGGGUCCUGUGUUGUGAUCUCGUGCCCUGCAGCACCCCCCAGGGCUCGAGCACAAGCCAGGGGCUGUCCCUGUCCACUCCUGCCCUCCAGACGACGGUGGCCUUCACCUCACAGACCCAACCCGCUACUCCCACCACGAUCACGACCAGGACGGCCGGCAGCUCCGUGGCUCAGAGCACCACCUGUCAGCCCCGAUGUCAGUGGACCGAAUGGUUUGAUAAGGAUUACCCCAAGUCUGAGGAGGCCGGAGGGGACAUCGAGUCAUUCGACAGGAUCAGGAGUGCGGGGGGUGCCGUGUGCCCGCAGCCCCAGGACAUAGAGUGCCGGGCGGAGAACUUCCCCAACAGGACACCCGAGGAGCUGGGCCAGCGCGUACACUGCGACCCCAGCUUCGGCCUGGUCUGCAGGAAUGACGAGCAGGUGGGCCUGUUUAAGAUGUGCCUCAACUACAGAAUCCGUGUGCUGUGCUGCAGCCACGACCACUGCGGGGAGCUCACCACAGCCACCUCCGCCCUCAUAACUGCCACCAAUGCCGCCACCGCUGUCACCUCCUCCAUCACCACUACCACCUCCUCCAAACCGUCAGCCUCACAGGCCCCCCUGGGCAGCACCACAGCAGUGUCCUUCCUCCCAACAGAACCAAUGUCUUCAGCAACGUCUCCAAGCCCCAGGCACACAGACACGCUCGUGACAUCCGCCACAAGGAGUCCCACGUCUCCUCCAGGCUCCACAAAGCCCAGCACCACGUCACUCCUGAUUCGCACAACCCCUCAGGGGACCACAGGGGGCACCCCACAGGGACCCACCACGGGGGUGGAGACAAUGCGAACCACCACGGCUCACUCAACUCUGAGCACAGCAGCUGGCACGGUCGCCACGAGCCCGCCAUCCCCCUCACACACUGGGAUGAGCACACAGAGAACCCAGGGGUCGGCCAUCACUGAGGCCACAACCAGCCAGGGCACGACCGGCUGCCAACCCAAGUGUGAGUGGACAGAAUGGUUUGACGUGGACUUCCCUACCUCGGGGGUCAGGGGUGGAGACAUGGAGACGUAUGACAACAUCAGGGCUGCUGGCGGCAAGAUGUGCCGGGAGCCGCAGAAGAUCGAGUGCCGGGCGGAGAGCUACCCCGAGGUAAGCCUCGACCAGAUCGGACAGGUGGUCAGCUGCAGCCUGCGGGCCGGGCUGGUGUGUCGCAACCAGGACCAGAGGGGCCCGUUCAACAUGUGCUUCAACUACAACGUCCGCGUGCUCUGCUGUGACCACAUGAGCCACUGCCCCACCGCCAGCACUCUGCCGCCCACAACCCCCACGCCUGCCUCACCCAGUGUCUCCCGCACGACCCCCGUGGGGACCUCCCAUAAACACACAACCCCUGGAUCUUUGCCCACGGGCACCAGCAUGGGUGAAUGGUCAUCGGUGGUGACAGGACUCCGGACCACGGCCACCACCAAGACGUACCUCUCUUCCCCGAGGACGAUGGAGACUGUUCCCAUCCCCACCUCUCUCAGAACGACUGAGACAGGCACUAUCCGCAGUACCACUUUUACCCCAAAGCCUUCAACCACCAUGUCAGCCCCGCCCAGUGCCCCCCGCACAGCACACCUGGUGACCACGCCCAUACAGACCACCGCAAUGUCCCUGCCCACCAGUCCGACAUUUGGGACCACCCUGCCCUCCAGCACCCUGAUGCCUGGCUCCUUCUCCACCACCACGACAUCCCAGACCACCGGGAACUGCACGCCACGGUGCGCGUGGACAGACUGGUUCGAUGCGGACUACCCCAAGCCCAUCCCCAAUGGCGGGGACUUUGAGACCUACGCCAACAUCCGGGCAGCUGGCGAGCCCAUCUGUGAGAAGCCCCAGGCCCUGGAGUGCCGGGCCGAGACGCUUCCCGACGUCCCCCUGCAACAGGUGGGCCAGGUGGUGCUCUGCAGGCUGGAGGAGGGCCUGGUGUGUCGUAACCGAGACCAGCGCGGCCGGUUCAAGAUGUGCCUCAAUUACCAUAUCCGCGUGCUCUGCUGCGACAACCGCCACUGCCCCACAACCCCGGCCACCACCGCAGUGACCAGCCCAGGGACCAGCCUGAGGCCGACGUCCCUAACAACCCCCAGCCCCACCGUCGUCAGCUCAGCCAGCACCACUGCAACCCCCCGGUGCCAGCCUGCCUGCCGCUGGACCGACUGGCAGGACAGUGACCGGCCCCGGCCGGGCCCCUAUGGGGGUGACGUUGAGACCUACAUUCAAAUGGAAGGUCUGGGCAGCCAGCUCUGCGCAGAGCCGGACGCCAUCGAGUGUGAGGCCGUCCUCUUCCCGGGAGUCCCCUUGGAGCAGCUGGGCCAGGUGGUACUGUGUGACCCGGAGUACGGGCUUAUCUGCAGGAACAACCGGCAGGGGUGGGGCCAGACCUGCUUCAACUACCACAUACGUGUGCGCUGCUGUGACGACUACAGCCAUUGUCCCAGCACGGCCACAGCCACCAGCACCAGUACGGGCAAGGAGACCACAGCACUCUGGACCACGGCCACCACACAGUCACUCUCCUCUUCCCCAGGGACCACCCAAAGGGUCACCACUGCCACCACUGAGACAGGUCCCUCCUCUCCCGGGACCACCCAGAGGGUCACCAUGCCCACCACUGAGACAGGUCCCUCCUCUCCCGGGACCACCCAAAGGGUCACUACUGCCACCACUGAGACAGGUCCCUCCUCUCCCGGGACCACCCAGAGUGUCGCCAGCCACACGACCCAGACGCCUCUCGCCUCCUUCAGGACCACCGAGAGGGCCUCUGUCUCCAGUCUCUCUGCCUCCACAGGGACCCCGCCCACAAACACCAAGCCAGCCUGGCCCAGUACCCCCCACAAGGUCCCCCUGGUGACCACACCCAUACAGACCACCCAAGGGUCCCUGCCCACCGGUCCCACCUUUGGGACCACCCUGCCGUCCAGCCCCCUGACGCCUGGCCCCUCCUCAACCACCAUGACAUCCCCGACCACCGGGGACUGCACGCCACGGUGCGCGUGGACAGACUGGUUCGAUGCGGACUACCCCAAGCCCGGCCCCAACGGCGGGGACUUUGAGACUUUUGACAUGCUCCGCUUGGCCGGCCACGUGUUCUGCGAGCGCCCCCAGGACAUCGAGUGCCGCUCAGAGAAGGCGCCAGAUGUGAGCCUGACGGACGUGGGGCAGGUGGUCCAGUGCAAUGUGAGCUUCGGGCUGGUGUGCCGCAACCGCGACCAGCCGGGGCGCGUGCCAUACUGCCACAACUUCCACGUGCGCUUGCUGUGCUGUGACCGCCACUGCACCUCCCCGCCGGGCACCACGGCUGGUACCUCCCUGUCCCCGAAGACAUCUCGCACCCCACUGACACCCACCACUAUCGCCACCACGCACGCCAGCUCCUUGCCCUCUGCUGGGUCCUCCACAGCCUCCACAGGGACCUCCCAGGUCCAAGAGUCCAGCACUAGUGUCACCAUAUCGCCCACCAUGCCUGAGCUGGGCACCACCCUGCGCCCCUCCACGGCUGCCUCCACAACAACAGUGCCCCAGGUUAACACUCAGACCUCAGCCAUCCUGACCCCCAGCCCAACGACCUCAGUGACCAAGUCCACUUCCUGUCAGCCUCGCUGCGCCUGGACGGACUGGCUGGACCAGACCUACCCGGUUCCAGGGCCUUCCGGUGGGGACUUUGAGACCUUCGCCAACAUCCGGGCAGCCGGCGAGCCCAUCUGUGAGAAGCCCCAGGCCCUGGAGUGCCGGGCCGAGACGCUUCCCGACGUCCCCCUGCAACAGGUGGGCCAGGUGGUGCUCUGCAGGCUGGAGGAGGGCCUGGUGUGUCGUAACCGAGACCAGCGCGGCCGGUUCAAGAUGUGCCUCAAUUACCAUAUCCGCGUGCUCUGCUGCGACAACCGCCACUGCCCCACAACCCCGGCCACCACCGCAGUGACCAGCCCAGGGACCAGCCUGAGGCCGACGUCCCUAACAACCCCCAGCCCCACCGUCGUCAGCUCAGCCAGCACCACUGCAACCCCCCGGUGCCAGCCUGCCUGCCGCUGGACCGACUGGCAGGACAGUGACCGGCCCCGGCCGGGCCCCUAUGGGGGUGACGUUGAGACCUACAUUCAAAUGGAAGGUCUGGGCAGCCAGCUCUGCGCAGAGCCGGACGCCAUCGAGUGUGAGGCCGUCCUCUUCCCGGGAGUCCCCUUGGAGCAGCUGGGCCAGGUGGUACUGUGUGACCCGGAGUACGGGCUUAUCUGCAGGAACAACCGGCAGGGGUGGGGCCAGACCUGCUUCAACUACCACAUACGUGUGCGCUGCUGUGACGACUACAGCCAUUGUCCCAGCACGGCCACAGCCACCAGCACCAGUACGGGCAAGGAGACCACAGCACUCUGGACCACGGCCACCACACAGUCACUCUCCUCUUCCCCAGGGACCACCCAAAGGGUCACCACUGCCACCACUGAGACAGGUCCCUCCUCUCCUGGGACCACACAGAGGGUCACCAGCCACACGACCCAGACACCUCUCGCCUCCUUCAGGACCACCGAGAGGGCCUCUGUCUCCAGUCUCUCUGCCUCCACAGGGACCCCGCCCACAAACACCAAGCCAGCCUGGCCCAGUACCCCCCACAAGGUCCCCCUGGUGACCACACCCAUACAGACCACCGCAAUGUCCCUGCCCACCAGUCCGACAUUUGGGACCACCCUGCCCUCCAGCACCCUGAUGCCUGGCUCCUUCUCCACCACCACGACAUCCCAGACCACCGGGAACUGCACGCCACGGUGCGCGUGGACAGACUGGUUCGAUGCGGACUACCCCAAGCCCAUCCCCAAUGGCGGGGACUUUGAGACCUACGCCAACAUCCGGGCAGCCGGUGAGCCCAUCUGUGAGAAGCCCCAGGCCCUGGAGUGCCGGGCCGAGACGCUUCCCGACGUCCCCCUGCAACAGGUGGGCCAGGUGGUGCUCUGCAGGCUGGAGGAGGGCCUGGUGUGUCGUAACCGAGACCAGCGCGGCCGGUUCAAGAUGUGCCUCAAUUACCAUAUCCGCGUGCUCUGCUGCGACAACCGCCACUGCCCCACAACCCCGGCCACCACCGCAGUGACCAGCCCGGGGACCAGCCUGAGGCCGACGUCCCUAACAACCCCCAGCCCCACCGUCGUCAGCUCAGCCAGCACCACUGCAACCCCCCGGUGCCAGCCUGCCUGCCGCUGGACCGACUGGCAGGACAGUGACCGGCCCCGGCCGGGCCCCUAUGGGGGUGACGUUGAGACCUACAUUCAAAUGGAAGGUCUGGGCAGCCAGCUCUGCGCAGAGCCGGACGCCAUCGAGUGUGAGGCCGUCCUCUUCCCGGGAGUCCCCUUGGAGCAGCUGGGCCAGGUGGUACUGUGUGACCCGGAGUACGGGCUUAUCUGCAGGAACAACCGGCAGGGGUGGGGCCAGACCUGCUUCAACUACCACAUACGUGUGCGCUGCUGUGACGACUACAGCCAUUGUCCCAGCACGGCCACAGCCACCAGCACCAGUACGGGCAAGGAGACCACAGCACUCUGGACCACGGCCACCACACAGUCACUCUCCUCUUCCCCAGGGACCACCCAAAGGGUCACCACUGCCACCACUGAGACAGGUCCCUCCUCUCCCGGGACCACCCAAAGGGUCACUACUGCCACCACUGAGACAGGUCCCUCCUCUCCCGGGACCACCCAGAGUGUCGCCAGCCACACGACCCAGACGCCUCUCGCCUCCUUCAGGACCACCGAGAGGGCCUCUGUCUCCAGUCUCUCUGCCUCCACAGGGACCCCGCCCACAAACACCAAGCCAGCCUGGCCCAGUACCCCCCACAAGGUCCCCCUGGUGACCACACCCAUACAGACCACCCAAGGGUCCCUGCCCACCGGUCCCACCUUUGGGACCACCCUGCCGUCCAGCCCCCUGACGCCUGGCCCCUCCUCAACCACCAUGACAUCCCCGACCACCGGGGACUGCACGCCACGGUGCGCGUGGACAGACUGGUUCGAUGCGGACUACCCCAAGCCCGGCCCCAACGGCGGGGACUUUGAGACUUUUGACAUGCUCCGCUUGGCCGGCCACGUGUUCUGCGAGCGCCCCCAGGACAUCGAGUGCCGCUCAGAGAAGGCGCCAGAUGUGAGCCUGACGGACGUGGGGCAGGUGGUCCAGUGCAAUGUGAGCUUCGGGCUGGUGUGCCGCAACCGCGACCAGCCGGGGCGCGUGCCAUACUGCCACAACUUCCACGUGCGCUUGCUGUGCUGUGACCGCCACUGCACCUCCCCGCCGGGCACCACGGCGAGUACCCCCCAGCUCUUGAAGACCUCCCCCAGCUUGACGCCAGCCACUAUGUCCCCCUCCGUCCUCAGUACGCUCAGGCCCAACGCCUCUCCCAGCUCACCUGUCCCCACCACACCCUGCCUGUGCCGGGCAUUCGGACAGCUCUUCUCACCAGGGGACGUCGUCUACAACAGAAGCGACGGAGCCGGCUGCCAUUUCUAUGCCAUCUGCAGCCCACACUGUGAACUCGAACGCUUCCAGGGUGCCUGCUCUACCUCCGCCCCCCCAGAGCCCCCAUCCUCCGUGUCCCCAACCUCCCCGACCUCCCCGACGGGGGGCUGCGACCUCACCGUCCCUCCCCGACAGGUGAAUGAGACCUGGACUCUGGAGGACUGCACGCUGGCCCGGUGCGAAGGUGACAACCGCAUCGUCCUGCUGGAGCCGGAGCCCGUGACCAAGGUCACCUGCGUGAACGGGCACCUGCCCGUCAGAGUGCAGAGCCAGCAGGACCCCUGCCAGUACCACUAUGAGUGCGAAUGCACCUGCAGUAGCUGGGGGGGCUCCAACUACAUCACCUUCGAUGGCACCUCCUACUCUUUCCGGGACAACUGCACCCACGUCGUCAUGAGGGAGAUCCGCCCACGCCACGGGAACCUCACGAUCCUCCUGAACAACUACUUCUGUGCAGCCCCCGCGGCCUCCCCCCGCUGCCCCCGCGCCCUCAGUGUCCACUAUGAGUCCAUGGAGAUUGUCCUCACCACCAGCGUCAACGCCGACGGGCAGGAAGAGAGCCUGGUCUUGUUCGACCACGUGCGGGUGAGCCAGGGCUUCAGCAAGAAUGGCGUGCGUGUGUCUGUGACGGUGGAUGCCGCCAUGCACGUCGACAUCCCGGCCAUCGGCGUCAGCGUCACCUUCCACGGGGAGGUCUUCCAGGUCCGGCUGUCCUACAGCCACUUCAGCCACAACACCGAGGGCCAGUGUGGCACCUGCACCAAUAACAAGAUGGAUGACUGCCGCCGGCCGGAUGGCACCAUGGCCCCCACCUGCCAGGACAUGGGCAACACCUGGCUGGUCCCUGAAAGCAGCAAGGAGGGCUGCUGGGCACCGACGGGCCCGCCCCCGACCACCAGCUCCCCGGCCCCGGUGACCACCACACCCUUUUCCACCCAGUGCCCCCCAGCGCCCCUCUGUGAGCUGAUGCUGAGCCAGGUCUUCACUGAGUGCCAUGACCUCAUCCCGCCCGGCGCGUUCUUCAGCACCUGCGUCAGUGACAGUUGCCAGGCCGGCCGCCCCGAGGUGCCCUGCCAGAGCCUGGAGGCCUACGCGGCGCUCUGCCGUGCCCGGGGCGUGUGCAGCAACUGGCGUAAUGCCACUGCCGGGCUAUGCGACCUCACCUGCCCGCCUGCAAAGGUGUACCAGCCAUGCGGCCCUAAGCAGCCCAUGACCUGUGACUCCGGGAACCAGAGCCCAGAGAACGAGGGGCUGGUGGAGGGCUGCUUCUGUCCCGAUGGCCACACUCUCUUCAACUCAUACACGGACGUCUGUGUCCCCAAGUGCCCCUGCGUGGGACCAGAUGGGUUUCCCAAAUUCCCUGGAGAGCAGUGGGUCAGCGACUGCCAGACCUGUGUGUGCGACGAGGACUCCGUGUCGGUGCAAUGCGUCCCGGUGCAGUGCGAGCCCCAGGAUCGGCCCCUGGAGUGCAGCCGGCCUGGCUUCCUGACCGUGACCAGGCCCCUGGCCAACAACCCCUGCUGCCCAGAGACGCUGUGCGUCUGCAACACGACCACCUGCCCCCUGGGCCUGCCACAAUGUGGGCCGGGAGAGGAGCUGACCCGCACCCAGGAGGAGGGCAGCUGUUGCCCCACCUUUGGCUGCCGGCCUAAGCUAUGCAUCUACAACGGCACCGUCUACGGGGUCGGUGCAACCUUCCCAGCGGUCACUCCCUGCCACACGUGCACCUGCCUGUCUGUGGACACCCAGAACACUACCGUGCAGUGUGAGGAGGAUGCCUGCAACACCACCUGUCCCCAGGGUUCCGAGUACUCCAGAGUGGCUGGGCAGUGCUGCGGGGAGUGCGUGCAGACGGCCUGCCUCACGCCCCAUGGCGGGCUGGUCCAGCCCAACGAGACCUGGGUCAACAGCCUCGUGGACAACUGCACGGAGUACCACUGCCAGGCUGAGAACGGAGUUCCUGUGCUGACCCCGAGGCCCGCGCCCUGCCCUGACGUGCCCAGCUGCAGAGGCACCCUCCGGAAAACCGGCUGCUGCUACUCCUGUGAGGAAGUGGACACCUGCCAGGUCCGAGUCAACAGGACGGUCCUGCGGCACCGGGACUGCGAGGCCCCCGUCAACGUCACUUUCUGCGAGGGCUCGUGUCCAGGAGUGUCCAAGUACUCCGUGGAGGCCCAGACCAUGCAGCGGCAGUGUACCUGCUGCCAGGAGACCAGGACCCACAAGGAGGUGGUGACCAUGCAGUGUCCCGACGGGACGGCCGUCCAGCACACCUACACCCACGUGGAUGACUGCAGCUGCACCCCAGCCUGCAUACCCUCUCCUGCAGCUCCUGAGGACGGCAAAUUUGCCUCUCUAUCCUCGGAGUUCAUCGAUGUUUGAUGCCAUUCUGCCCCUGUCCCACUGCCCCGGGUGAAACCCACACCCUGGCAGGGGACACUGCAGCUUGAGGAGAGUGCCAGAGCCCCUCCGGCCUGUCUUGGCCACUUGCCCUGCCAUCAGGGCCAGCCUUCAUCUGAAAGAAGCGCUGGCUCCACCCAAACUCACCCCUUCCUGGUGUCAGAAGGAUGCCAAGUGCAAAACUGCACAUCGGCGGGCGCCGUGCUGCUCCUCACCGGGGACUCCUGCCACACCCCCAAGUCCCGUGGAGCACGGCUCCCCUCGGGCAGCAGACUGCAGACUGAGACCCGUCCACACCAGGCCGGCGGCCACCAGGGAGUGGAGUUUGGCAAGGUGGCUGCAUGCCCAUGUCUGGACCUGGGGCUGAGGCUGUGAUGGCCGAGGGGUGGGCCUGGGAGGGGUCAGUGCCCCGAAGCUCCUCCUCUGGUCACCCUGCCCCAACCUUGCAAAUAAACACCGAGCAUC